UCUCCUCGAACUCAUCACCCAAUCCUAUUUCCUUUUCGAAAUCACUACGAGAGGAGUGAAAUUCACAUACCCAGAUGAGAAAUUCAACUCCAUUGUUCUGUCUCCGUGUCCCCCUUAACUACUUCUUCUUCCUUCUCUUUCUGAGCUGUGCGAAUUCUCAGUCCGAACUCUAUGAUCAAGAACAUGGAGUUCUGCUGAGGAUGAAACAGUACUUUAAAAGCCCACCUUCUCUCAGUCACUGGACACAGUCAGAUUCAUCUCAUUGUUCAUGGAAAGAGAUCACCUGCGACAACAACUCUGUUACAGGGCUGGCUCUGAAAGAGAUCAAUAUCAGCCAACCGAUACCAACUUUCAUCUGUGAGCUUAAAAACCUCACUUCUAUUGAUUUUCAAUGGAAUUUCAUUCCUGGGGAGUUCCCAACUUAUCUCUACAACUGUUCCAAGCUGGAGUACCUGGACCUUUCUGAUAAUUACUUCGUUGGUAAGGUUCCAGAGGACAUUGAGAGAUUGGCUAGCCUGCGUUUUCUUAACCUCAGCGGCAACAACUUUUCAGGUGAGAUUCCGGCGAGCAUCACGCGGUUAAAAGAGCUCAAAGGUCUUCAGCUUAAUUACUGUCUAUUUAAUGGCACAAUCCCAAGUGAAAUAGACAACCUAUCCAAUCUCGAAGUCUUGAAUUUGGGCUUCAACCCAUUCUCUCCUUCAAAGUUUCCUUCUAGCUUCACCAACCUCACGAAGUUGAAGCAUUUUGAGAUGUCUGAUUGCAACUUGAGUGGUGAAAUCCCAGAAAGUAUUGGGAAGCUGGUGGCCUUAGAGAUGUUGGAUUUAUCCCAAAAUCAGUUAAGCGGCAAAAUUCCAAGUAGUUUGUUUAUGCUGAAGAAUCUCAGCAUAAUGUUUCUUUCAAGGAAUCAGCUUGAUGGGGAGCUACCUCAAGUGAUUGAAGCCUUAAACUUGACCAUCAUUGAUCUUGCUGAGAACAAGCUUACAGGAAAGAUACCUAAUGGCUUUGGAAAUCUCCAUAAGCUAACUGGUUUGAACUUGGGCCUUAAUCAAUUAUCAGGUGAGAUUCCCGAAAGCCUGGGCCGUCUUCAAUCUAUAAUAGAUUUCGGCGUCAUCUUCAACCAUUUAUCAGGUAACAUUCCUCCAGAGUUUGGGCUCCAUUCAAACCUUAGAAGAUUUGAACUUGCAUCAAACAGUUUAACGGGCAGUCUUCCUCAGAAUUUGUGUUACCAUGGCAGUUUAUUUCGGUUAACAGCUUAUCACAACAAACUCAGUGGGGAAUUACCGGAAUCAUUAGGAAAUUGUAGCAGCUUGCUCGAGUUGAGGGUCGACAAUAAUGAGCUCUCUGGUGAAAUUCCUACCAGCCUUUGGGCGUCUCAGCAUUUGUCACGUUUCAUGAUCAAUGACAAUAAGUUCACAGGUGAGCUUCCUGAAACAUUGCCUGUGAAUGUUUCACAGAUGGUAAUUAGUUACAAUCAGUUUUCUGGUAGAAUUCCAGCGGGAAUAUCUUCCAUGAAGAAUCUGGUUGUGUUUAAUGCAAGUAGCAACCUCUUUAACGGAAGUAUUCCACAAGAGCUAACCAGUCUUUCCCAGCUAGCAACUUUGUUGCUUGAUCAGAACAAACUUUCUGGGCCACUUCCAUCUAAAAUCAUAUCAUGGAAAUCCCUUAGAAUUCUAAACUUGAGCCAAAAUCAACUUUCUGGGGAAAUCCCAGAUUCAAUUACUCGUUUGAUUGACCUUGCACAACUAGAUUUGUCAGAAAACCAAUUAUCUGGCCAAAUUCCAUCUCAACUAGGCCGUUUGAGAAAUGCUAUUCUCAACCUUUCCUCUAAUCAUUUGACUGGGAAGAUUCCUAGUGAAUUUGAAAAUCUUGCUUAUGCCACCAACUUUUUGAACAAUCCUGGCCUUUGUGCUAACACAGAUAAAUUAAACCUUAAACUGUGCAAUUCUGUUUCUGUCCCUCAGAAGUCACGCAAACGCUCAUCCGUGUCUCUUGCUUUGAUCAUAGGCCUUGCUGUAGUAGCCUCCAUAGCACUUUCCUUGUUAUCACUUUUCAUGAUGAAAUUCUACCAAAAGAGAAAGCGAGAAUUGGACACUUCAUGGAAGUUGACUUCCUUCCAGAAGCUAACUUUCACAGAAUCAAAGAUUGUUUCAUCCUUGACAGACCAAAACAUCAUAGGCAGAGGAGGGUACGGUACAGUGUACUGUGUCGCUGUCAAUGAUAAAGACUAUGUUGCUGUGAAGAAGAUAAGCAAUAACAGGAAGUUAGAUCAUAAGCUUGAGAAUGCAUUUCUUGCAGAAGUUGAAAUCUUAGGCACUAUUCGUCACAUCAACAUAGUGAAGUUACUAUGUUGUAUAUCUAAUGAGGAUUCUUUACUUCUUGUAUAUGAGUAUUUGGAACAUCGUAGUCUUGAUCAGUGGCUGCACAAGAAGAAUGGCUCAUUGGGUAUGUCAUCUGCAGUUCAUGGUAUUAUUCUUGAUUGGCCAAGGAGAUUGCACAUAGCCAUUGGGAUUGCACAAGGUUUGAGCUACAUGCAUCAUGAUAACUCACCGCCCAUUAUUCAUCGCGAUGUCAAAGUAAGCAACAUUCUCUUGGAUUCUCAGUUCAAUGCAAAAGUUGCAGAUUUUGGUCUUGCCAAGAUGUUGAUCAAACCAGGACAACUUGAUACCGUGUCAUGUGUGGUUGGCUCUUUUGGUUACAUUGCCCCAGAAUAUGCUCAAACGAAAAGAGUGAAUGAAAAGGUUGAUGUAUAUGGCUUUGGGGUUAUCCUUCUGGAGCUGACAACAGGAAAAGAAGCUAACUAUGGAGAUGAGUACUCGUCUCUUGCAGAAUGGGCAUGGCGUCAGAUUCAACUAGGAAACAACAUAGAACAAGUUCUAGACGAAUAUGUUAAGGAAACUUCAUACUCGGAGGAAAUGUGCAGCGUCUUCAAGCUUGGGGUGAUGUGUACAGCCAAAGAGCCGGCUGGUAGGCCUUCCAUGAAGGAGGCUUUGAAUGUAUUGCUCCGCUUGAAAGAACCAUGUGGUUAUGUAGAAAUGAAUUUUGGUCAUUUUGAUGAUGUUCCUCUCCUAAAGAAUUCCAAAAGGGAGAGUAGGUUAGACAUUGAUAAUGAUAGUUAGCGAGAUUUAUGUUGUGUUAUGAAAUGUUGGGGCCUGAGAUGGCUUAUAAUGUGCCGUAAUUUGUAAAUCUCAUAUCAUUUUUGUAGAAUGAGUUGAUAGAGGAUGUAAAUAUAUGUGAGAAUUACAUCUGAUCUUAGAUCAAC
This is a messenger RNA of Neltuma alba, 3259 nucleotides long. Its product is annotated as receptor-like protein kinase 5. Lineage: Eukaryota; Viridiplantae; Streptophyta; Magnoliopsida; Fabales; Fabaceae. Gene Ontology annotation, biological process: protein phosphorylation. The transcript has 2 exons. Bases 75 to 3116 code for a protein of 1013 amino acids. The record is from RefSeq and is a predicted model, not a curated record. Gene Ontology annotation, molecular function: receptor serine/threonine kinase binding; protein kinase activity; ATP binding.